Penicillium brevicompactum is the source of this 303-nucleotide messenger RNA. Its product is annotated as NACHT nucleoside triphosphatase. Gene Ontology annotation, molecular function: catalytic activity. Gene Ontology annotation, biological process: nucleoside metabolic process. The coding region runs from base 1 to 303 and encodes 100 amino acids. The record is from RefSeq and is a predicted model, not a curated record. The transcript is spliced from 3 exons. Lineage: Eukaryota; Fungi; Ascomycota; Eurotiomycetes; Eurotiales; Aspergillaceae.
AUGAAGAAUACAAGUCUCUCCCGAUCUCUCAAAAUAAUUAUAACCUUAAUACGCGAUUACAACGUCAUCAUAACCUGUUUAUCCAAUAUAGGAACUAACCCUACCGCAACCGUCGCGACCUCUAUAAUAAACACGUUCCAAUCAAUCAGGUUCGGGCUUAUGGUGGGGAUUAGCGGCGAAAUCCCUUCAAAAAUCAAUUUAGGUAAUAUAGUAGAUAUAGGGAAGCUGGAACGGGAUAGGCGGUUUGUUCGCACGGAUUUGUUAAACCAACCCCCGAACGCGCUACUCAAUACGUUGAACUAG